Messenger RNA from Chaetura pelagica (chimney swift), 1830 nucleotides. It is a transcript of the gene SETD3, whose product is annotated as SET domain containing 3. Lineage: Eukaryota; Metazoa; Chordata; Aves; Apodiformes; Apodidae. Bases 4 to 1782 code for a protein of 592 amino acids. Gene Ontology annotation, molecular function: protein binding; histone H3K4 methyltransferase activity; transcription coactivator activity. Gene Ontology annotation, biological process: peptidyl-lysine trimethylation; actin modification; peptidyl-lysine dimethylation. The record is from RefSeq and is a predicted model, not a curated record. The transcript has 12 exons.
AAGAUGGGGAAGAAGAGUCGAGUAAAAACUCAGAAGUCGGGUACAGGAGCCACAGCAACUGUAUCUCCAAAGGAAAUGUUGAAUCUAAUUAGUGAGUUAUUGCAAAAAUGCAGCAGUCCUACCCCAGGUCCUGGUAAGGAAUGGGAAGAAUAUGUACAGAUUCGUUCACUUGUUGAGAAAAUUCGCAAAAAGCAAAAAGGUCUGUCAGUUAUCUUUGAUGGAAAAAGAGAUGACUAUUUCCCUGAACUGAUAAAGUGGGCAACUGAAAAUGGAGCAUCCACAGAGGGUUUUGAAAUAGCUAACUUUGAAGAGGAGGGCUUUGGUUUGAAAGCAACAAGAGAGAUAAAGGCUGAAGAGUUGUUUCUAUGGGUUCCUAGAAAACUGUUGAUGACAGUUGAGUCAGCUAAAAAUUCAGUAUUAGGAUCUCUGUAUUCUCAAGAUCGAAUUCUUCAAGCCAUGGGCAAUAUAACACUGGCAUUCCAUCUUCUCUGUGAGAGAGCCAACCCCAACUCUUUCUGGCUGCCCUACAUCCAGACACUUCCCAGUGAAUAUGACACACCUCUCUAUUUUGAAGAGGAUGAAGUGCAGUAUCUUCAGUCAACUCAGGCCAUACAUGAUGUUUUUAGCCAAUAUAAAAAUACAGCUCGACAGUAUGCCUAUUUCUACAAAGUUAUUCAGACCCAUCCUAAUGCCAGCAAACUGCCCUUAAAGGAUUCUUUCACUUAUGACGACUACAGAUGGGCAGUUUCCUCUGUUAUGACACGACAGAACCAGAUUCCAACAGAAGAUGGUUCCAGAGUUACAUUGGCUCUAAUACCUCUAUGGGACAUGUGUAAUCAUACUAAUGGACUGAUCACUACAGGCUACAAUUUAGAGGAUGACCGGUGUGAAUGUGUCGCGCUUCAAGAUUUCAAGCCUGGAGAACAGAUUUACAUUUUUUAUGGCACUCGGUCAAACGCUGAAUUUGUGAUCCACAGUGGUUUUUUCUUUGAUAAUAAUUCACAUGACAGAGUGAAAAUAAAGCUUGGCGUGAGUAAAAGUGACAGGCUGUAUGCUAUGAAGGCAGAGGUCUUAGCUCGUGCUGGUAUCCCCACUUCUAGUGUUUUUGCCUUGCACUCCACUGAGCCUCCAAUCUCUGCCCAACUUUUGGCUUUUCUUCGAGUGUUUUGUAUGAAUGAAGAAGAGUUGAAGGAGCACUUGAUAGGCGAGCAUGCCAUUGACAAAAUCUUCACUCUGGGGAACUCUGAGUUUCCCAUUAGCUGGGACAACGAAGUUAAACUUUGGACAUUCCUAGAAGCCAGAGCAUCCCUUCUUUUGAAAACCUAUAAAACAACUGUGGAGGAUGAUAAGUCCUUCUUGGAGACCCAUGACCUUACUUCACAUGCAGUAAUGGCCAUCAAAUUGCGCUUGGGUGAGAAAGAGAUCUUGGAGAAAGCAGUAAAAGGUGCAGCUGCAAGCCGAGAGUAUUACAGCAAACAAAUGGCAGAUGUAGUUCCGCUUCCGAAGUAUGAAGAGAGCAAUAUUGCCUUGUUGGAGAACACUGUGGCAGACUCUAGACUCCCUAUUGUCUUGAGAAACCUAGAAGAUGUGGAAGAGCAAAGGGACUUAAAGAUUGAUGAAGCUAUUGAUGCUGAAGUCACAGAGAAUGGGUUUGUAAAUGGUGAAAACUCUCUGUUUAAUGGGACCAAAUCAGAAAGUGAAAAUUUAAAUAAAGAGAAAAGUAACAGAGAGACUGAAGAUGCCAAAGAAUCUUCUUCAGAAAGUACUGAUGAGGUUAAAUAAUAGUCCCAAAAUUUUACUUUCUUGCGAAAUUAAAUUAGCUGAAGUUUA